UCUUAGUGCUUUGUAUAAAAACCAAGGAUUACUCAGCACAUUUCAUUUCAUGCAGUACUUCCUGGAUCCUUCUGUAAAUUUGCAUAGGUUUCACCUGAAUGUUUCUCCUGGCUCUGGUCCCAUUUAGUCCGUUGUGCUUGUCUUCAGCUCAUGCCUCAUUGUGUGGGGUUUUUUCCUCAGCUAAUCAUCCAAUCACGAACUGUGACAGUGUUAGCACCGCCUUCUGGUCUUGUUACGUAGGGAAAGUGAAAGUUAGUGUUGUUGUAACAUGAGCAAAACUACCGUACGGUAGAAGAAAAGGGAACGGAAGAAGCAGAUAAAUCCAGGAUUUUUGAAGCUCAGGAAAAAAAAAACACAAGGCAGGAAAUGCCGGGAAUUAAAAAACAAAAAAUAGAUGCGCACACUCCAGACAAGCAAAAGAUGAAAGGCAAAAACCAGCACCCUCAGGAAAAGCUGUUGUCAGAACUCGCGUACAGAGGUAUCCAAGACAAGCUGAGGUCCCUGGUGCAGGAUGCCCACACGGCCAUGGCUGACCAGCGCUGGCGCAAUGCUCAGCAGGCCUUUUCUCAAGCGCUGUGCCUCCUGGACAGCACCAUGUUAAAGGACCUAAGUCUGUCAUCUCUUGACCAUGUAAUACUCAUAUAUGGUCAUGCUGCUGCCCUUCAGGAAAUCGGUCAGCCUGAGGAGCUUGCUGAAGCGGAAGCCGAGCUGUACAGAAUUGAAUCUGAUUUUAAGGAUGUGAGACGCUUCCACUGUGUGGUGUAUUAUGGCAUUGGGAAAGUGUACCUCAGGCAAAACAGGUUUUCAGAAGCUCUGGCCAAAUUUAAUGACUCUUUAAUCAUGAUAAAGCAUCAGAUCACACCUGGAAAACAAACCUGGCCAACAACUACAGUUAUUGUAAAAGAAACUCAGACAGACUAUUUAAAGGAUGUUUUGGAGAAAGCUAUAGAGGUUUGCAAGUUUCCUCCUAAGCCUGAUGCUGUCUGUUGCUGUCAGCAGUGCUUGAGUCAUUCAAAAAUUCAGAUCUACUUCACAGAUCCAGAUUUUAAGGGUUUCAUCAGAAUGAUGUGUUGCCAGAUGUGUAGUGUGGAGUAUCACAUUAACUGCUGGAAGAAAAUGAAGGCUGUAUUGUACAAUGAAAAAAAUGAUAAGGAUUUUCUACAAGAUACGUGUUUCACACCUGAUUGUGGUGGAAAAAUUUCCAGAAUCAUUAUCUAUGGCUCAAACGGCUUAAUUAAAUGUGAGUUUGAGUCUUCUGUUCAAAAAAGCACAGUUUCUGGAAAAUCGGUUAUCAAACAGAAAUGUACAAGCCAGAGGAAGAUGAAAUCUAAAGAAGAUCGCAAGUUCAGACGAAAGCAGCAGAGAAAGGCGGCAUCUGAGGCCAUUAAAGAGAACCUGGAGGACUCGCCAGUGAAGAGUGAUGGGAGUGAGCAGGAAUCCCAGAGCAAAGCAGCUCCUCAGAAGAGGAUGAUGAUUGGGGACUGCAUACUACAGCAGAUAAGCGAAAACAAACAGCUUUUAGAAGAAGAAAAAUCCCUGGAUGUCUUGGUGGAGCAUAUCCGACCUUGGAUAGCAAUUGAAAGGGAGAAAGGCAACAUCAUCUCAGCGCAUGGUCUAGAAGAGCCUGAAACACUGGGAGACAUUGUGGACCUACUGCUGGAAACGAAGAACAGGGUGUGGGCCAGAGUGUUUAUUGAGGCACUGACUCAAAGUCCAGGCAUCAGCCCAAAACAGCACGACUGGGCCCACAGGCUGAAUAAUGCAGGUUUGAAGGCUGCGAAGGAUUUCCUUGACCAGUACUCUGAGUAUCUGGAGGAGCUGGAUCUCAGCCCUCUGUUGAGCUUCCCGCCACUCCAAGACGUCCUCAUUCAGAAGUUCGGCACCAUGCCCGAGUUUUUUAGCAGCCCUGGCUUCACUAUUACAGAUUAUUUCAAACAGGCCCCACCCGAGGAAAUGCGCCUUUUUAUUUGGACUCUAGAACAGAACAGAGAACAAUUUCCAUCUUUCCAGCAUGCAUUGGAUGAAUAUUUUGAUAUAAAGGAUGGGAUUUGCGUUGUGAUAAAAAAAUCUGAAAAUGAAAACCUAUCUAAUUGUGCUAUAAAGCCUAAAAACAGAAAUCGGAAAAAGAAGCACAAGGAAUCUCCAAAGACUGUCUAUGUUCUUUCUGGAAUUAGGAGUGGGGUUUACAGAGAAGAGGAAGACGAAGAAGACAUUUUCACUGAGGCAGAUACUUUAAUGCUUUUCGACUCCUAUGAUCCUUUUAUAAUCCCUACGCACCUUCGGAGUCAAGUAGAAGAAUUUGAAGGACAUUAUGACUAUCAACCUGGCAGUAGUUUUUAUAGAAGAGCUUUGGACAAUAAUCCAGACCCUACUCGAGAGAGUCUGUAUGACUAUUUUGCCCAGGUGCUGGAAGAGCACGGGCCCAUGGAGGCGGAUAACCCCCUGCUGGUCGGCGAGUUUGAGAACUUCCCCCCCGAGGCACAGCGGAAGAUCGAGGAGGCGGGCGGCCUGAAAUCCUUCCUGCUGGGCUCGCUGAGAUUCGUCCUGGUGGACAACCUCAUUGGGCUGAUGAAGCACGCCGUCUGCCUUCGGGGCGCGGGGCCAGCCGACGAGCAGCCUCCCGCCAGAAAUGAGUGGUGUGUCGACCUUCAGAAGAGGGACAGGGAGGGCCAUAGCCAGAAGAAAGCGCAGCUUAAUCCCGCUGCUAAAGAAUUUAAACCUAUAUAUUGUCUUAAUGCAGAUAUGACGGUAUCCUCAGAGACUCCACUGCUGUCAGAUCAUGAACACCUGCCAGAUGGGACACUUCCUUUGAUCCAGACCAACCAUUAUAGCUAUUCAGGAUUAACCCCUGCUCCUGUAUAUUCAGCACCUGAAUCAACCAUGUUUUCAGAUCAAUCAGACCUUUUUGUGCCUUAUAUUCCUCCUCAUGUACAUUGUGAAAUUGCUCCUAAUUCAGAUGUAAUUAUUGCUGGUCCUUUAAAUAGUAGUAUUGGUAUUGAAAGAUCUAAUAGAGUGUUUGAUCCUGAAAGGACAAAAGCGUCAGAAACUAUUGCGGAGUAUUCAGCUCCUUACCAUAGCCCACCUAACGAUGCAUUGUCACACCAAUAUGUCUUUAAUUCUGAUAUUAAUAACGAAGGUAUUCAACCACACCAUGUAAAACUGGAACUUAGAUGCCCUAUGAAGACCACUGAAGAUACUAAAACGGUUUUGAAAAAGUCAGUAUAUGUACAGGUGCUUUGGGAACCCAUGGAUGAGGUUGCAGUUAAUACAGAACCUUACAAACCAUUUGAAAAAAAUAAGGGUGAUCUAAUCCUAAAAGAAAAGGAUAACAUAGAUUUAGAAAAACAACUGAAACAAAUUGAAAAAGGAAUUGAAGAAAACCAGCGAAUGAAAAAAGAAGAAAUUACUUCCCUGGAAGAAGAGUUAAAAGAAAUAAAUCAGAAUAUAGAGAUUGCAAAUAAAGAAUUGGAGUUAUUCCAACAGAAGUUAGAAGAGGAGGUGAAGAAAGAUCAACAGGAAAAAAAGGAAAAUCAGGAAACAUUAAAGGCCCUUAAAAAUCAAAUCAAAGAACUUACUGAAUCUAAUGAGAUCUGCUUAAAAAACAUUAAGGAGAAGAAGAAGGAAUAUAAUAAACACCUUAAUGACUUCCUAGACCUAAGCAACCAGUCAGCUGCUGAGAAGAUGAGCUUGGAAGAAGUUAUCAAGAAGAGCAAGGAUAUGCAUGCAGAGGCAGUGAAAAGAUCACAAGCUGCAGAGAUCUGUCUGCUGGAGAACAAGUGCAAAGCCAGCCUCCGUAACCUCCAGAAGUGCGUUUCAGAAGGAGAGUCCGUUCUUGCGAAGCUGAAGCAAAUAGCAGCUGUGGUCCCCCCUCCAGCCUUCUUCAUCCCAGUGAUGGACGCCUGGCAGGCCCACGUGCUGGAUGCCAAGGAGAAGAUCCGAAAAAUAGAAGGCCAGUACAAAGAACAAAUCGAGCUCGUGAAGAUGGGUACACGGUUAACAAGUCUGGCGCCUGUGAACGUCCCCAGUCCUCUUCCGGCCCCCGUGCUUCCGGCACUGCCAGCGGGACCUGUUAUCGGCGACCCAGCUGUUCUGCAGGUUUUGCAUUCUGCUCCUCGGACCAGUCCGCCCAUCCCUCAGUUCUCCCAUGGGGCAGUGCCCUUUGGAUUGCCGGUGCCAGGGAAAGUGUACCAGCGGUCAAGCAGCCCUGCCAAAGCCGCCACUGGCCCGGCCCUGGCUGAGCCCCACUCAGGGAAGCCAAGAGGCCAGACCUCUGCAGCAGGAGCAGGGCGUUCCCCUUCUGUCAGCCCUGCACUUGCAAACAAGAGCAAUACCACCAACACCAGACCAGCACCUUCCCAGUCUGGCCAGGGGCCUCGAGCUGCAUCCCAGCAGAAACCCAAUGCCUUCGAGAAAGUCAUUGAACGAUUGAGCUCGAUGUUUCCACAUUACACCAGGCCAACGCUGACAGAAUUCAUUAAGGAGGCACGCGCUGCAAAUGGAGGCAGCCUGAACUUGUUGUCCUAUGAAGAAAUCAUUAACAGAGUGGCCCAGCUGAUCCUAGAUCACCAGGAGAACACCAGAGAACAGAUGGGAUCAGCUUCCGGGGCCAAACUCGGAGAGCUUGGAGCCCAGCCUCAUGCGUCGUGGACCUCGGCUCUCGGUGCGAUGCCCAAAUCAAGCUCUCCGGCCCCUGGCCUUGACCCUGGCGUGACCCCAAGUUCACACCCUUGGAGAACCAUGGACCCCAAGAACCAUUCCAGAUGGUCUAGGGCCGGAGCGCUCAACGACGAGGACCCUUGUAUCAUUUGUCACGAGGAAAUGUCCCAGCAAGAUCUGUGUGUCCUGGAGUGCCGGCACAGCUUUCACCGAGAGUGCAUCAAGGCUUGGCUGAAGGAACAGAGCACCUGUCCCACCUGCAGAGUCCACGCCCUGCUGCCCGAGGACUUCCCCAUCCUGUCCGGGAGGAUCCCGCAGAGCCACAUGCAUCACGCCGGCUCCUCCUGAAGCCGGCAGGACGGAUCCGUGCCUGGGAACGCGCAAACUGCCAGGGACACGCAGCGUGGAGGGGCAGUGACGUCAGGCUGAAUCCGCCGAAUCCACAGCAGGGUUGAAAUUUUAAAACCGAGUAAAUAGUUCAUUUUUUGUUUGAUCGUUUUUAGAGAUUUUUUUUUUUAAACCUUAAAAUUCAGAACAGGUUUUCGAUGUGCUUUUUGCCAUCAGUCUAGUUCUGCGCCAUCAGCUUGCUGCUUCCUGCAAGCGGUUUACUUUGUUAGCUCCCUUCGUAGUGCUCUGAAGCUUUCCUCCCUCAUUUAUGCAUAUUUUUAUCAUUUGAAAAUGUUUUUGUACAGGCAAUGUAUGUGGAAGUGAAAAUACAGUCAUUUGUAUUGAAUUUCUCAAAUGCCACAGCUAUGCCCUUAGGAAGGUGAAAUGGAGUAUUAACGUGCUGCAGUAAAAUUAAAACCUUUCACAAGUUUAAGACAA
Messenger RNA from Lepisosteus oculatus (spotted gar), 5481 nucleotides. NCBI's taxonomy places the organism in Eukaryota, Metazoa, Chordata, Actinopteri, Semionotiformes, Lepisosteidae. The record is from RefSeq and is a predicted model, not a curated record.